This is a messenger RNA of Kogia breviceps (pygmy sperm whale), 1488 nucleotides long. RefSeq names its product major facilitator superfamily domain containing 6 like (gene MFSD6L). The record is from RefSeq and is a predicted model, not a curated record. Gene Ontology annotation, cellular component: membrane. Lineage: Eukaryota; Metazoa; Chordata; Mammalia; Artiodactyla; Physeteridae.
AUGAGCGCCAACCCCCAGUGGGACAUCAGCAGGGCGCUGGGGGUGGCCAGGUUCUUCCAUCUGGUGUGCGGGGUCCGGGAUGCCUGCGUGACCCCGUUCCUGACCCUCUACCUGCGGCAGCUGGGCCUGGCCGCGCCCUGGGUGGGCAUCCUAAUGGGAACCAAGCACCUGAUCGCAGCCUUCUGGGCUCCCUUCUGUGCCCUCAUGGCCAAAAGCUACCAGAAGCGGAGGGUGCUUCUGAUAGGCUCGCUGCUCGGCUCGGUGGGAGCCAGCCUGUGGAUGGUCCUGGUGCCGCCCUUGGACAGAGACCCAGGGUACCGCUCGUGUAAUGGAAGCCACAGUGUGACGGCCACGGUCCCACCACCGGGGGUCGCACUGACUGUGAACGUCACCUCUGCCCCCGAGCCAGCUCCGAACUACCCAGCGCCCAGACUCGCAGCCGAGAGGGGUACUGGGGUCGCCCCAGCCGAUGGCUUCAGAGAAGGGCCUGGGGAAAGUGGCCAAGAACCUUUCAGUCGUCUGCCCAGCUCCUUUGUGGGCUCCAUCCGAGGAACCAGGACCACAUCCCGAGUUCUCCUCCAUCCUGUUACUUCAAGAGUGAAAGAUACUCCCCAGGAAGAUGCUUUUAGGGUGGUCAGUCCUGCCCUCCCUUUGCUUGCUGGGGGUAUGGCGUUGGCAAGUCCGGCCAACCGGUCGGCAGCCACGGGCAUGGUGGGGGCCCUCGACCUCUCCUUGGAAGGGUUGUGGUGGACUUUCAUCCUCUCCCGGGGCUCCAUGGUGUUCUGGGAGCUGCUGACAUCCCCUCUGGAGCAGGUGGCAGAUGACAGCCUUUAUGAAUACCUGGAUUUUGUGGAUGCCACUGACCGCUACAGAAGCCUGUGGAUCUGGAGGCUGCUGGGCAUGUCGGCAGGCGUGUGUGGCAUCUCAGCCUUGGUGGGGCAGCUGGACUGCUUCCUGACGACAAAUGGCCCCCGGGGUGUAGUGCACUUCUGCGGCUACUCACUGGUCAGCACCCUGGCUUUACUGGUGAGCAUUGCCUUUCCCGUCCCCUUCUGCAGGUGGUGGGAGCCCAGCUACAAAAUGGUCAAAACCCUGUCUCUUGUAGGCGGUGACCCCCGCCUCAUCACCCUCGCCCUCACUGUCUUCUUGAUAGGAACCGCCACCAGCACCGUGCAGAACUUCCUGUUCUGGCACAUGAAAGACCACGAGAGCUCCGAGCUGGUCAUGGGCUUCUCAAUGGCCCUGGGCUUGCUGGGGGAAAUUCUACUUCAUCCUCUCAAAACUCCGUUGCUUAGGAAGCUGUCCAGGGUGGGCACGGUGGGGCUAGGGCUGGGCUGCCUGGCGGGGCAGCUUCUGUAUUUCUCUUUCCUCUGGAGCUGGUGGUCCGUCCUCCCCGCUCAGAUCUUGAGUGCCCUCAGCCACGGGGCUCUGUGGCGGGCAGUCGGGGCCUCCAUAGAGCAUCUGGCCGCGGCUGUUCAGUCUUUUUAA